AUGCAUACUGGUGGUGAACCAUUACGAAUUAUUUUAUCUGGCUAUCCAGAAAUAAAAGGCAAGUCAAUUUUGGAGAAACGUCGUUAUGUUAAAGAGAACUUGGAUUACAUACGAAAGUUCUUGAUGAGAGAACCACGUGGACACCCAGAAAUGUACGGAGCGUUAUUGGUGACACCAGAUGACGAGAGGGCUGAUCUCGCUGUUUUAUUUAUGCAUAAUGGCGGAUAUAGUGUUAUAUGUGGUCAUGCAGUUAUGGCUUUAGCAAGAUAUGCAGUGGACUAUGGUCUUGUAAAAAUAAAUUCAUUAUCAGAGGAAAAUGCUGAAGUUUAA
Molecule: messenger RNA, 330 nt
Organism: Xenia sp. Carnegie-2017
Lineage: Eukaryota; Metazoa; Cnidaria; Anthozoa; Malacalcyonacea; Xeniidae
Product: trans-L-3-hydroxyproline dehydratase-like
Exons: 2
Coding region: 1-330 (109 amino acids)
Molecular function (GO): hydro-lyase activity
Source: RefSeq, a predicted model, not a curated record